UUUUGUGUAUAGAGCAACCGGUGUUUUACUAGCUACUAAUUGCGUUGAACAAAUCGUAUCAGUAUGUCGACGAGCAAAAAAUGGUCGAUAUUGCUUAUUGGACUCUUUGGACUUUUAGGCGAAUACUCACCAGCGGAUGCUCUCGGCUAUUUUAUAUCUCGGCAGUACAUGGAGCCGUGUGAAAAUGGCUAUGGUGUCUGCAUGAGUUCUAUCGAGUGUAGAAUUCAAAAGGGUCGUACACUCGGAGCAUGCGCCCUGGGUACAUGCUGCAGAAUUGAGAAGACGUGUAACGACGUCAUCACGACAAACAACACAUUCUUCGUAAACCCUAGCGAGAUAAGGCCCGGCUCAUCGUGUGUUGUCGAUGUUGAGAAGAAGUGGGCUUUGGAAAGCGUUUGCCAAAUGAGACUCGAUCUGCUGAAGUUCGAAAUGGGACCCGCCAACGCGCUCUCUGGAAUCUGUCUUCAUGAUGCAUUCACUGUUGUUGGGGUUGACCGACCAGUACCAACAAUUUGCGGGAGAAACGAUCGCCAACACUUAUAUGUGGAUGUUCGGAAUUCUCGAAGUAUUCAAUUAAUGGUUAAUCUGGGCGCUAAUUCGACAACCCGCCGAUGGAAGAUCCGAGUCACUCAGAUCCCUUGCACCUCCCAACGCCUUGCACCAACAGGCUGUUUGCAGUACUUCGAAGACUCGACAGGAUACUUAAAAAGCUUUGGUUAUGACCCCGUAGCGGAGAGUUCGACGUACCCUCUAGGCUUGUCGUAUUUUAUGUGUUUCCGAGAGCCGUGCCAACUGCAAUUAUCUCAAGUCGGUCCCUUUGAGUUGGGCGAGAAGGCUGAUCAGAAUCCUGCUAAUAGUAUCCAGGAUGUCCAGGUAGACGCAGGAUGCACCGUUCCAACCGAUCCAAACGUCGAAGCGCGGGCUUAUAUACAAAUUGACAAUGUGCGCUUUUGUGGAAAAAGAUUCAUUCGUACUUUUAAGACGCAAAACCCAAUAUUGGCUAUCAACUUCGUUUCACCUAUGCGCGAACGAGACCGUAAGGAAAAUCAGGUUUUCAAAGGUUUCAACAUUCAAUACCAACAAACCUGUUCCACAGUUAACGGUUCAUUUUCUGCUGAUUCAGUUGCCGAACUUGGACCAACGUUUACGCUCACGAUACCUAUACCCGAGCCGCAAUAAUAAAUAAAAGUAUUAGGAAUCAAUGUGUGUUGUAGCAAAAUCCCAUUACCAUUCGAUUAGAUAAUUUUUGUGCUAACUUGAGGCAUUAAUGCUUGUUAAUGGAUCACUUGUUUUAUUUAUGACUGACUUCAA
This is a messenger RNA of Varroa destructor (honeybee mite), 1311 nucleotides long. RefSeq lists its product as uncharacterized. Lineage: Eukaryota; Metazoa; Arthropoda; Arachnida; Mesostigmata; Varroidae. The record is from RefSeq and is a predicted model, not a curated record.